AGAAUCCCUAUUUAUAUACUUUAUAAUAAAUAAUUGAUUGAAAUGAUAUAAACCCUGUUUUUAAUAAUGGUCAUGGCAAUGCGUUGUAAAUAUCCAGCAGGUAAAACAUCAUUCAAAGGUUGUGUUAAAUAUGUACAAACAAUGUCCCAAAAACCAAUUCCAGAUUCCUUAAAGAAAGUUGUCCCUGAUUCAAACCCAGUAACAACUCAAGAUGUUAAUCGCUUGUAUGAUUUUUUUGCCAGAAGUAAAAAGCUUGUUGUUUUGACUGGGGCAGGGGUAAGCACAGAGUGUGGAAUUCCUGAUUAUCGAAGCCCCCAUGGAGCUUACAGUACUGGUUACAAGCCAAUGCAACAUCAGGACUUUAUUUCUUCUGGUCAAGUACGGAACCGGUAUUGGGUUAAGAGUUAUCCAUUAUGGAUGAAGUUCCAUGAAGCUAAACCUGGUCCUGCUCAUACUGCAUUAGCAUCUCUAGAAAAAGCCAACAGAAUAAGCUUUAUGAUUACACAAAACAUUGAUAGAUUGCACCAUCUCGCUGGUAGCAACCCACUUGAGCUACACGGGACAGUGCAUUUCGUCACUUGUUUGGAUUGUGGUUUUUCGUUUCCACGGGAGUCAUUUCAAGAUAUAGUGAGGUUACUAAAUCCAAAGUGGACUGCAGCAAUAGAAAGUCUGGAUUCUGGCAGCAAUCCGGAUCAAAGCUCUGGGAUGAAGCGGAGGCCUAAUGGUGAUAUUGAAGUUGAUGAAAGUUUCUGGGACGAUUUGAAUGUACCCACUUGCUCAAAAUGUGAUGGAGUACUAAAGCCUGAUGUUGUAUUUUUUGGUGAUAAUAUACCCAUGGAUAAAGUUGAUAUGGCUAUGGACGCUGCUGAAGGAUGUGAUGCUUUCCUUGUUCUUGGUUCGUCGCUGGAGACCAUGCUUCCAACCUAUCUUGUCCAAAUGGCUCAUGAGGCUGGUGCUUCUACAGCAAUCAUAAAUAUAGGCAAGACCCCAGUUGAUGAAUUUGUAAAUUUGAAGAUCAACGCAAGGCUAGGAGAGAUACUACCACAACUGCUCAAAACUGACUUGCUCGGCGUUCCUGCUAGCUGAGACUUUAUAUGCAUCACAUUGACUUUAUCAUCUUCUCUUAACAGGUUCUUGCAGAUACUUAAAAUUUCUAGUUAAGGGCACACGGUAUUUGCUUCUCGUAUUCAUAAGAUAUCGUGUAUAUUCGGGAUCUUACUAUUGCCUUAACGUUAUGUAAGGUAUUUGUUUCUCUUGUUCAUGUGUUUGACCAUAUGUGAGCAAAAGUAAAUAAUUUUGAUCGUUCGUUGAACACUUGAAGCUGAAUUUUGUAUUUUAAACUUUAGAAAUCAUUAUUAUUAAACAUUUCA
Erigeron canadensis is the source of this 1370-nucleotide messenger RNA. RefSeq names its product NAD-dependent protein deacylase SRT2-like. Lineage: Eukaryota; Viridiplantae; Streptophyta; Magnoliopsida; Asterales; Asteraceae. The transcript has 9 exons. Gene Ontology annotation, molecular function: NAD+ binding. The coding region runs from base 67 to 1086 and encodes 339 amino acids. The record is from RefSeq and is a predicted model, not a curated record.